CUCGCGCAUAUAGACGAUACGCAUAGGGAUAGCAGAAAGCAAAGGUCAUCAGAUCAUCAGUCGUUUCGUGCAUCUAUCUGAUCUUGCUCAAUCGUCCUAGUCUGUCAGGCGGCUCGGGAAGCGGGUCAACCGUAACAAACAAAACAACAGGUCAACUCGUAGCCCACACCCGGCAAAUCGUGCUUGAGAUAAGCCGAUAGCUUUUGUGGGAUCGAGAAACCCAAUCGUCUGGAGGGAAUCUACAGAUAUUUCUCUGCCAAGAUGGACGCGCUCAAAGCUGUACAGACGUAUAUUAUCAAGAUGCUGGACGAAGUCAGCGGGAUGAAGGUGCUGCUCAUGGAUGCUCAUACGACUCCAAUCGUAUCACUGGCCAUGACGCAGACCGACCUGUUGCAGCACGAAGUCUACCUGAUCGACCGGAUAGACAACCCGAACCGCCAAGCUCUACCGCAUCUUUCUUGCAUCUCCUUCCUUCGGCCAUGUAGAGAGAGCAUUGAAGCUGUCAAGCGGGAGCUGGCCGGGAACGAUGUUGCACCGGGCGGACCGCCGCAUGAUGGGCCGAGAUACGGGGGAUACUGGUUAUACUUCUCCAGCGUUCUAACAAAAGGCCAGAUCGAGGAUAUGGCAACAGCGGACGAGUUCGAGGUGGUCAAGGAGGUUCAGGAAUACUUUGCGGACUAUCUUCCACAUUACCCGAGUCUCGUAACAAUGAGUGCGGCAUUGCUUGCGGACGGGAUCGACGAUCCACCAAAUCCUCCUAUCUAUCUACCUCAACCCCUAUCAAUACCUCCACCGACUCUCACACACCACACUCAGACUGUCCUCUCCCUCCUCCUGAGCCUGAAGAAAAAGCCGGUGAUACGGUGGGAGAAGAUGAGUUCAGGGGGAAAGAAGCUGGCUCAGGAGGUGAAUGCUGCCAUGAACCAACCGCCAUAUCGAGAACUCUUUGGAUUCCGACCUACCACCGGCUCUUCGCCUUUGUUGCUGAUAUUAGAUCGAAGGAACGAUCCCGUCACCCCUCUUCUGACACAAUGGACUUAUCAAGCGAUGGUUCAUGAGCUAGUCGGCAUUCACAACGGUCGGGUGACCAUCGAUUCCGAAUCCCGGACGGAUCUGAAGGACCUGGUGCUUUCAUCAGCAUCAGAUCCCUUUUACGCCGAUCAGCUCUUCUCCAACUUUGGUGAUCUUGGUGCAGCUCUUUCUUCCUACGUCCAGUCAUACCAAUCGAAAACGCAAGCGAUAACGAAUCCGCAGUCGAUCGAGACGCUGGCAGAUAUGCGACGCUUUGUCGAAGAGUACCCCGAGUUUAAGAAGCUGGGCGGCAACGUGUCCAAGCACGUCGCUUUGGUCGGCGAGUUGAGCAAGAUUACCGAGAGGGACGAUUUGUUGGCCAUCAGCGAAGUGGAACAAAGCUUGGCGAGUAAUGAGAGUCACGCGGCGGAUCUCAAGAGCGUCUUGGAACUCCUAUCUUCACCCAAAACGCCUAACAGCAAUAAGCUGCGGCUGGCUAUCCUUUAUGCGUUGAGAUACCAAAAGUUUUCAGGCAAUUCAAUCGCGGGAGUGGUGGACUCCUUGAUCCAGAAUGGAGUCUCGGCGGACAGAGCACGACUUGUCUACGUCAUGCUCAAUAUGGCAGGGGCGGAUCAACGGCAAGACGACCUUUUCAUGAACGAGAACAUCUUUUCCAGAGGGAAAAGCGCGCUCAAGGGGUUAAAGGGAGUCGAAAAUGUAUACACCCAACAUACUCCACACCUUUGUCAGACCUUAGAUCUUUUGCUAAAGGGACGGCUAAGGGAGACGAGUUACCCGUUUGUUGAAGGCGACGAGCACGCCAGGACCCAGCGCCCGCAGGACAUCAUCAUCUUCAUGCUCGGAGGGACGACGUACGAGGAGUCACGAGCGGUCGCCCUGCUCAAUCAGCAACUGGCGGGACAGGCCAGGAUACUACUCGCUGGUACGAGUGUACACAACUCGAAAUCGUUCUUGGACAUGAUGGGCGACUCUGCUCUACACCACUCUCCCAGUGUCUAUGCAGCACCUAGCGGUGUCGCAAACGCGACGUCACUCGCCAGUAAUCCUGGUUCAACACCUCAGGAAGCCGCAGCUAGCUCGAGCGUAGCACCACCGAAUAACACUUCGGGCAUCAACUUGCGUGCGGGAGGGUACGAGAUCUCGGUUGGCGGUGCGGCUGGUUCAGGCCUGUAUCGAGCGAGUGGAACCAAUUCGAACGAAAUCGGAGCGAGUUUCCAGAUAGACGGCUUGCGAGAUGGAGCGAGGAACUUCUUUGGUAAUCUCAGGGAGAGGGUGGGCGAGACGGUGCAGCGAGUAGGAUCGCCGAGAGCGGAGUGAGCCGGGAGAGUGGCCUGGUAUCCCUGUAGUCUUGCCCUUUCGACUUUCGAGAUUCUUCUUGUAUACCCGCUUUUUCGUUCGGUUGUACUGCAUACCCA
Messenger RNA from Filobasidium floriforme, 2447 nucleotides. RefSeq names its product putative vacuolar protein sorting protein of the Sec1p/Munc-18 family,VpsB. Gene Ontology annotation, biological process: vesicle-mediated transport; intracellular protein transport. The coding region runs from base 262 to 2349 and encodes 695 amino acids. The record is from RefSeq and is a predicted model, not a curated record. Gene Ontology annotation, cellular component: Golgi membrane. Lineage: Eukaryota; Fungi; Basidiomycota; Tremellomycetes; Filobasidiales; Filobasidiaceae. The transcript has 12 exons.